AUGCUCGCUGGGUUACCGGACUCGAGGCUUGGGGCCUACACUACGCAGAGCAGGGGAGAGGCAGCUGCUCUCCCGACCCACCAAUGCAUGCAACACCCCUUAGGCCCAGCUGGGGUUAUGCUGGUACCAAUUAUCUCAACCCGUAUAUCUCCACGGACUUCAAAUGAUGGCACCAGACCAAACUAUGCAACAAAUCAGCAGGCCGCUAGCUACUUUAAAAUGGCAGAUGUGCAGCCCAAAGGAGACUAUGCGCCACUGGAGUACCAAUACAGCACUAACGAACCUCUAAGCACCCAUUUGAACAAGCUGCUCGAAAACGUCUGGGCAAGGGUGGAAGCUCUACAUGCUGCUGUACAGACACAGAUGACG
Messenger RNA from Pelobates cultripes (western spadefoot toad), 369 nucleotides. Lineage: Eukaryota; Metazoa; Chordata; Amphibia; Anura; Pelobatidae. The record is from the annotation of a GenBank genome assembly.